AAAUAAUCUGUUUUAUAUAUCUCUCUAUCUUGGUGUUCUUUUUCCUCUCUCUGAAAUUUUAGUUCAUGGUUUAAUUUUCAUCAUUAUUAUAAUAACUUUAAAGAAAUGAGAGUUUUGUAUUCUUAUGGAGGUGUGAAUUCUCAAGCGAACCAAAGUCUUCUCUUUCACACCUUCCUAUCUGUUAACCAUGGGACUGGAAGAAUCUAGGGUUUGAUACCACCAAGUCCAACAAAGGUCUGUGUUUUUUUGGUCAUAUUUUCUUAGAUUUUCUUUCUGUGUUGGAUUCCUUAUCUGGGUCUCUGUUUUUCGUUUUAUUUUUUAUUUUUUUGGUAAACCCACUUGAAUCUAAUCUUCUGGGUUUGUUUUGUUUGCAAAUUUAAGCGUUUGAGGAGUUCAAUUUCUUAAAUUUUCUGUUUUCAAAACCUUGUUGGGUGUCUUUGGUUUAUCUACAAAUGGCUAAUUGACUUUAUGGACUCUUCAUUUUUGAGCUAAGGAUCUGUUUUUGUAGUAAAAGUUGAGACCUUUAGCCUUUUUAUGCGGUGUUUUGGUUUGGGUUUGGGUAAUUAGGGUAUAUUUUUUCUUUUUUGGAGGGGAUAGAAAUUAAAAUGGAGGAGGUUGAAGAAGCUAACAAGGUAGCUGUUGAGAGCUGCCACAGAGUUUUAAGUUUACUGUCUCAGCCCCAAGAUCAGCUUAAGUGUAGGAAUUUAAUGGUAGAAACUGGAGAAGCUGUUUUUAGGUUUAAAAGAGUUGUUUCACUACUCAAUACUGGUUUGGGUCAUGCUAGAGUAAGAAAGCUCAAGAAAUUGCCAACCCCACUUAACCAAUCGAUCCUUUUAGAUAAUCCUCUCAAUAGAACAACAGAUAAUCCACCUAAGAAUAUAAAGUUUCUCCAGUCUAGUUUCCAUGAAAACCAAGUUCAAGAAAUGGGGGCGCUUGCUAAAAGUUCUUUAACUCUGGGGAAUCCAUCUCUAGAACUGAUGUCAAAUGGGAAAAACCCUCUCCAACUUGCACAACAAACACCUUCAUCACACUACCAUUUCAUUCAGCAACAACAACAACAACAACAACAACUGCAACAAAGGUUACAUCUUCAGCAGCAGCAGUUGAAACUUCAAGCUGAAAUGAUGUUUAGAAAGAGUAACAGUGGAGUGAACCUGAAUUUUGAUAGCUCUAGCUGCACACCGACUAUGUCAUCCACUAGGUCUUUUAUUUCUUCCUUGAGUAUGGAAGGAAGUGUGGCUAAUUUGGACGGCAGUCCCUUCCAUUUAAUUGGUGCACCUCGUUCUUCAGAUCAGAGUUCACAACAACACAAGAGGAAGUGUUCUGGAAGGGGGGAAGAUGGGAGUGUGAAAUGUGGGAGCAGUGGCAGGUGCCACUGCUCAAAGAAGAGGAAACAUCGAGUGAAGAGGUCCAUCAAGGUGCCUGCUAUCAGCAACAAGCUUGCUGAUAUCCCUCCCGAUGAUUAUUCUUGGAGGAAGUAUGGACAGAAGCCAAUUAAGGGCUCUCCUCACCCUAGGGGAUACUAUAAAUGUAGCAGCAUGAGAGGCUGUCCUGCAAGGAAGCAUGUGGAGAGGUGCUUGGAAGAUCCAUCCAUGCUUAUUGUUACCUAUGAAGGCGAACAUAACCACCCGAGGAUACCGUCGCAAUCGACAAACACAUAAACCUCCGGGAAAGCUACAUCGGAUCACUUCAAGUCAUUGGUGUUGAAUUUAUCGGAACCUUAUUUGUGUUUGGCUUGAAUUGCUCCUGUACAUAUUUUUGCAAUGGUUCAACUUCAAGCAUGGGACAUAUUUGGAGCAAUUUUUUCUUGGCUUGGAGAGCUGGCUAUUCAAGACUCUUUUUUUUUCGCAA
Molecule: messenger RNA, 1851 nt
Organism: Pistacia vera
Lineage: Eukaryota; Viridiplantae; Streptophyta; Magnoliopsida; Sapindales; Anacardiaceae
Product: probable WRKY transcription factor 21
Exons: 3
Coding region: 606-1661 (351 amino acids)
Biological process (GO): regulation of DNA-templated transcription
Molecular function (GO): DNA-binding transcription factor activity; sequence-specific DNA binding
Source: RefSeq, a predicted model, not a curated record